AUUCAGAAAUUUAGAAUUUCUAAAACUGAAUGAGAGUUUCACCCUUAAAACUCCCACCACAGUCUGAGCAAGUAUUGCUGAACACAUGUGAAGAACGAGACAGAGGUGAUGUUCAAGAUGAACACCACUGUACUUGACAUUUUACUAUCACUGCUGGUGGACUGAGACACGGUCUUACCUUUCUUGAUCCUUGUUUUAAAUCUUUGCACUGUUCCUAGGUACCUAAUGAGGCUGAAGAGAUGGCUUGCUCUCCGGUUGAAUAUAAUUUUCCCAACAGAUCUUGACUAUACAGGUCAAUUUUGAGUCCAUGCUCAACCAUAGGUUCAUAUAGCUGACUUUAGAUGUCUCUUUUGCAGUACAAUUCUAUUAGUUGCAAAUGGUCAUGUCUUGAAAUUUGCAUUGUCAUUUGUGUUUGGGAAGAAGUAUGUACUGUCUUGUAAAUAAAUAUUUAUGAUUGAAUUGUCAUCAUUCUUGGUUAUCAUUGCUUCGGGUGUUGCGUGUUGGUAAAUUUGAAUUGCUGCUUUUGAGGAACGUUAUGGAAUCCUGAUUUCUGGUGGUUGUUCUCAUUGGGUGGAACAGUUCAAAUUCAGACGCUUUUUUUUUUUCGGUUCACAAGGGAUUUUAGAAAAGUAAUCAAUUGUUGGAAUUUACCGAUGCUUCGCUAUGUAAUCGUGGAUGGGCCAAUUUUCAAACUCACUGAACAGGAUCCUACAAGUGGAGAUUUUUUGCAUGCCGUGAUGUUCAGCUUGUGGCUUACCACAUGACCCAAUUUUCAAUGUGGAAACUUCUGGCAUGCUAAAAGCUCGAUGAUCUUUCUUUUCUGCUGCGCGUCGAGAGUAUCUUGUGCAGAAAUUCAAAGUAUUCUGGUAAUGCUUAGAAUAUUCAUUCCCUGUACAGUCUUCCGAAUCGUGCGCAUAUGCAAUCGAUGAUUUUCUCGGAACCAGUGUAUCGCUGUAAUUUCUAUAAAUAUUUUGUAGGUAUCUCGCAUAACACUUCUUCACCUAGAAAUAUUCAACGUUUUGCGAUGAAUUUAAUUUGAAUAUUUGUUCCGUGAACGCUUGAGUAACUAUGGUAGCGGAUUCAAGUCGCAGUCAACCGAUCUGCUUCCUCUUCCGGCGUUUCUACUCUUCGUUGAAUAUACUGCAUCAUUUUGAUACGCGGCUUUGAUUCAGUAAAGGAAUCACGAGAAUAGUAGUAACUUCGACUCAGCAAUCACACCACAAUGUCCGGUUUAUGACGUCAGAGUCCAUCAACACCAACGCAGUGUAAAAUAUAAAAGAUGUCAAGUGCUUCAUUCAAAGGUUGAGAUAGUAAGGUGUUACAGAACCCCGGAAAACUUAAUUAGAUCGAACGGAAUCUCUAGCUCCCGGCUCCGUCCGUCCAGUCCAAUCGCUCCGCUCUCGUCUUCCCCCAGCUGAACCUAAUGGGGAUGUUAGAACAAACGGUGUGCAUUCCAUGCUGCUCGGUAGGUGUUGCUAAUGCUGUAUGAGCGAAGCCCUUACUAUGUACUAACCCGGACAUGAGUACAGUACUGUAACUAUUCUUCUGUUUUCCGGUUAAUGAGGAAUCCUUCUUGUGCUGACGAGUCUAAGUCGUUUCAUUCACUAUGGAGUAAAUGUAGUUAAUAUUGGAAAAACAAUCCGACGAAAACUGCAGCCUGAGUUCCUGACACGCAGUUUUAAAAUUUAUGUAAGGUACUGUACUUACUUGGAGAAACGGUUGUAAGAAAUUACUUGUCUGCCUUCUCUGUCCGUACGCCGUCUCAAUAAAUUAAAUGUUGUAUCGGGUACAAGUCUAAAUUUAAGUGAACUUUCUUAUUCCAUAUUAUUAAUUCCAAUCGAACUUCCGUACGAUUUUGCAUCUGCACUGCAAAACUGAGCAUAUACUGUACUGUACUGUAUAUGUUCAUUUAACUCGAUUUCUUGGAUGUGUUGACGCGUCAACACGGAAAUGACGCACGGUAUUUUGUGAUGACCGUUAUAGAGUUAAAAUGCUUUUUAAAAAUAUUAUGAGUUCACGGUUUAAUACGUUUGAAUACUGAAUAUUCAUAGAAUGAUCGAGAAUCUCCCAAGCUCAGUCUGUGACUCUUGAAGCUUUCUGCGACGAAUGGCAGAUAAACAGGCGAGAAAUUUACUCACUGCGGGACAGAGAGAUAAAACUUUCUAUUUGUACCGAUCUGCAUCCAGUGACGAUGGGGAUCCAGAUUUGGAACCGACUGCUGACGGUAUUACCAAGUCCGAAAUGAAAAAGGAAUCACGGUCGGGAAACAAUGGAGCCUUUCUCAAAGUGGCUUCCCCAACGAAGACCGCGAGCUCGGGCUCGCUCGCCGCUGCUAUAGAGCAAGCCGUGCUUGCAGAAGCAGAGGCCUAUGACACUGUGGAUGAGAAUUUUGUCUCACAGAUUUCCAUAGACCCAUUCAGCGUGCCAAAAAUUCUGUGUCGAAAUGAAAGCUACGAGAUUUUGCAGCAGCGAGGAUCGAAGUCCAACGAGUCUCGUGUGCUUGUCUUGUACACUGGUGGUACCAUCGGAAUGAUUAAGAAUGAACAGGGUGUUCUAGCCCCGGCUCCUCGACAGCUGGAACCACACAUCAGAACGUACCCACACUUGCACGAUGCAAAGUAUGCCGAAGCAUUUUAUAUGCGUGAUGGAGACAGGUCAAAGAACCCGAAGCAAAUUUUCACUCCUCUUGUUCUUCCGGAAACCAGAGAGGCGAAAAGGGUCAUUUACACAGUUUUUGAAUACGAACCCCUUCUAGACUCCUCAAAUAUGACAAUGGAUGAUUACGUUCGAAUUGCGGAAGACAUAAAGACGGCUUACCAUUUGUUCGACGGAUUUUUGAUUCUUCAUGGAACAGACACUCUUGCUUACACAGCCUCUGCAUUGUCAUUCAUGCUGGAAAAUCUGGGGAAGAGCGUUAUUCUCACUGGUUCACAGAUCCCGCUGUUCGAAACUUUGAGUGACGGAAGAGACAACUUCAUUGGUGCUUUGGUAAUGGCUGGAAACUACAAUAUACCCGAGGUCACCGUAUUUUUCAAUCAUAAACUGCUGCGAGGAAAUCGAACAACAAAAAUCUCGACUUCACGUUUUGAUGCAUUCAACUCGAACAAUAUGCGUCCAUUGGCAACUGUGGGGAUCCAAAUUCAUGUUCACUACAAGGAUAUAUUCCGCCCGUUUUCCAUUGAGAGGUUCAAAGUCCACCCAAGAAUGAGCAACAAUGUUGGCUUGCUACGCUUAUUUCCGAGCAUGAGUCUCGCUACGGUCCGGUCUUUCUUGCAACCGCCUAUAGAAGGAGUUGUUCUGCAGUCGUACGGAGCUGGGAACAUCCCUUCAAACCGGGAAGACAUCGUGGAGGAAAUGAGAAUCGCCAUCAAAGCUCGUAAUGUCCUCAUUGUCAACAUCAGUCAGUGCCAUGAGGGCGCAGUUGAUGCAUCUUAUGCCACGGGCAAGGUGCUUCUGGAUGCUGGUGUUAUUCCCGGGGCUGACAUGACACCUGAAGCUGCUUUAUCAAAAUUGAGCUAUGUUCUAUCAAAGGAUGAAUGGGACUAUGACACAAAGCGUGAGAAAAUAAUGGAGAAUUUGAGAGGGGAGAUGACCUUGUACAAAAAGACUGACUCAAAGAAUGAUCUGGACCUCAUCGAUGCACUGAGCAAAGCUUUGCGAUUCUCUUCACACAAAGAAGUCAAACAAAUGAAAUCGUUCAUCUUCCCUUGCUUGUUAUGUAUGGCUGCCAAAUCCGGUGACAUCAACAAAAUUGAUGAGCUGCUGAAGAGCGGUGCUGACCUUUCUGCAGCAGACUAUGAUGACAGAACUGCAUUACACGUAGCCUGCUGUGAAGGCAACGAAGAAAUGGUCAAGUAUUUAUUGAAACAUGGAGCGAGUGUCCACAAACGUGAUCGAAACGACAGAUCACCGCUAAUGAACGCUAUGGAGUUCGGCCAAAUUAAUUGCGUCAAGAUGCUUCUAGAAUGCGGAGCAGAUGUCGCAUCCAAUUCUGCCAACAUUUUAACCCUGGGAGACGAUAUUUCAAGGUCCGCUGCACUUGGAUCAGUGAACAGUUUAAAAGCGUACAGAGAAGGUGGCAUCUCCUUGUUGCUGAAGAACUUCGCUGGGAGCACUUCAGUUCAUACGGCGACUCUGGCCAGACAACGUGAAGCACUCGAAUACAUCCUUCUGACGGAGCCGAAAAGCUUUGAGGUUACCGAUAAUAUGGGUCGCACGGCAGAAGAAAUGGCAAAAGAUUUUUGCUAUUCCGAAAUCGUGGAGAUUUUCGACAAAGUCAGGAAAUGUUCCCAUAAGCGGAAUUUGUUGUCGGCAAUCUCGUCCCAGUCUCCUGACGAUUCGUAG
This is a messenger RNA of Notodromas monacha, 4344 nucleotides long. Lineage: Eukaryota; Metazoa; Arthropoda; Ostracoda; Podocopida; Cyprididae. The record is from the annotation of a GenBank genome assembly.